Messenger RNA from Malaya genurostris, 2323 nucleotides. Its product is annotated as modular serine protease-like. Gene Ontology annotation, biological process: proteolysis. The transcript is spliced from 5 exons. Gene Ontology annotation, molecular function: serine-type endopeptidase activity; protein binding. Lineage: Eukaryota; Metazoa; Arthropoda; Insecta; Diptera; Culicidae. The coding region runs from base 238 to 2244 and encodes 668 amino acids. The record is from RefSeq and is a predicted model, not a curated record.
GUUCACGCAGUUUGCAUGCGCUUUAGAUUCGUACGAAACUGGUCGAUCCUGCUUCCCGGAACAGGUUUAUGCGAAUUCUUCUCUACUCAGUUAAGAUACAGUGCUUCCAAGAAGCGUCAGAGCAUCACUGGUAUCAUCAGAACUAUGACCCUCUUCGUCAGUGCGUUGAUGUUGGCCAGUAAAUCCAGAAGUACAUCUCAGUAGAUUAGAAGUGCGUUCGAGUGAUUGUUUGGCUAAAUGUGGAAGCUCCUACAUGGAACCGAGUGGAAAUGCAUUGUGUUGAUCUGGAUCGCGGCGGAGAUAAUUGCCCCUUCGGUGCAGCUGCAAAUGGAGUCAUUUUUCAGAGAUCGCCGGAAAGUAUGCAACUACUAUGAAUGGAAAUGUAACAGUGGCCAGUGCAUCGAAUCGCAUCAACUUUGUGACGGGGUGAUCGACUGUAAGGACAAAUCGGAUGAAACAUCGAAAGCGUGUGCCUUCAUUCGUUGUCCGAGCUACGCAUUCCGUUGCCAGUAUGGCGGUUGUGUCGACGGAAACGCCAUGUGUAACGGGGUUAAAGAUUGCUACGAUGGGUCGGAUGAACAUUUGCACUGUCCGGGGUACAGUGACACCUUGAUCACAACCGGAAACUGUUCAAGUAUGGAAUUUCAAUGUAAAUCCGGUCAAUGCAUUUCCACCGAUGAGGUUUGUGAUGGUCUGUCGAACUGCGAUGAUGACUCCGAUGAACAGCAGAAAAUUUGCGGGUUAACAUUCUGCCCUUCGUUUGCCUUCCGAUGCAGUUACGGUGCUUGCAUCGGAGGUUACUCCAGGUGUGAUGGAGUUAUUGACUGCCGAGAUGGUUCGGAUGAAGAUGAGCUACUUUGCGGUAGACCAGCUCCGACAACAACACCCAAAGCAGUCAGUAUGACAACGUCAACAUCGACAACAACGACUACAACUCAGUCACCGCUAGUGACGGGUUCACCGGGAUCAUGUUUGGUACCAAGUCAACCGCAGAACGGUCAUAUCGUCCUGGAUGAAACUGCCAAAGAUGUUCCCAUUAGCAGUGGCGAGUUCAUCGAAAACUACAACUCGGUGCAUGUGAUCUGCAAUGACAAAUACACGAUCAAAGGUGCAGCCACGAUCACGUGCCUAGAUGGAGAAUGGAUGGAACCAUUUCCGAUAUGUGAAAGAUACUGCUCGGAAAUCCCAAUCAAUGGCAUUACCGUUCAACCAACAUGUGAGUAUCAGCGUAAACAAAUUACCUGCAAACGGUCACUCCCUCCAACGACGAAGGUACGCAUCGACUGUAAAAUUGGAUAUCAAAAACCGGAAGGUCCAAUCAACGAGACUCUCACUUGCGUCGACGGAGUAUGGGACAGCUCGGUGUUUCGUUGUGAACCGAUUUGCGGAACGCCAACGCCGGACGCGGAGGCUUACAUAAUUGGAGGGAAAAACGUAUCGAUUGCCGAAGUUCCUUGGCAUACCGGAAUCUAUCGGAAUUUGGAAAACGAAACCAUAGAUGACCUGAAGUCGGAAAAUUGGCUGUACAUCUGCGGUGGCACAAUUCUUACCGAACGAUUGGUUAUAUCAGCGGCGCACUGUUUCUGGGAUGUUACGUCAUUCCACGACGUCAAAUCUUUCCUAAUAACAGCCGGAAAGUAUCGACGAGAAUUGAAUGCAGUCGAAAGUUUACCCGCCCAAGUGCUGCGCAUCCGAGAAAUUAUUACCCAACCACAGUAUCAGGAUUUUUCCGGAUACUACAAUCUGGACAUCGCCAUUGUCGUGUUGAACGACUUCGUAGUGUUCAAAUCGUAUGUUCGGCCCAUCUGUUUAGAGAGAAACCUAAGAACUGAAAGCGAGAAGCGCAUAAAACCUAACAGCAUCGGACGGGUAGCUGGUUGGGGACUGACGACGUCGGGUGGAGCAUUAAGUCCGGUCCUGAAGGUUGUCGAUAUUCCUACCGUAGACUAUUACACUUGUCGAGAUUUUUCGCCCGUUUCUUAUCGACCGUUUCUGACGGGAGACAAAUUUUGCGCUGGGGAACCUAAAACGGGUACCAGCGUUUGUCAGGGAGACAGUGGUGGAGGAUUUGCGCUAGGUAAGGAAAAUGCCUCCGAAACCGUGUUCUUCCUCUACGGUGUUGUGAGCUCGGCACCACGAUCCGCUACCGGAAGCUGUGAUAACAACAAGUACGUAGCGUUCACCGAGGUUCAGAACUACAUUCCCAUGAUUCUGGAUGCCGAGAGUCGAUUUCCAGUGAUAUAAUUUCAUGACGAAUAGGGACACUGUGAUCUGACCCCCCUCCGGUAAUAAAACAAAUAAACUGGUUUUGAUUUCGCUAUAA